AUGAAUGAAUGUACUUUAAGUAGAGAGAGUAGUAGUAGUAGUAGUAGUAGUAGCGUAACUACAAAAGGUAUCCUAAGAAUACAUAGAUAUAUAAAAGAGAUGGUAUCAUCAUCACAACAACAUCAACAAUCCAUUCACUAUUCACCAGAUGUAAAGGAAUACGCUGAAAAGAUUGGAUUUAAUGUAGAGAAAUAUACAACGUAUGUUUUGUCUGUCAAAAUAGAGAAGCAAACAAACAAACAUAAAAAGGAAUUGGAUAUCAUUCAAGAUUGUUUUACACAAAUGAAAUAUAAUUUUACAGAGAUUGGAAGUAAACAAAUGUUUAUUCAAUCCAUCUUGAAUACUGAUUUCCAAAAUGAUCAGCAAGCUGGUUCACCGUCACAAGAAUUAAUCAAUCAACAAGAAACUCAAAUAUCAAAGGGAAAAAAGGAAUUUAAAGAAAUCAAAGAAAACAAUACAAAGUUGAUAAAUGAAAUCAUUAAAAUUAUAAAUGAUAUUAUUGAUGCCGAUUCAAAAUUACAAAAAGAUAAAGAUAAUAUUAUUGAUUUAUUAAUUGGAUCAAAAUCACAAAUUAAUUCAUUGUUUGGUAUGAAUGAAAAGGUCAGUGAAAUGAUGUCAAAAGAACUUUCAUUGUUAUCAGUCAAUGACAAAUUAAUAUCAAAAAUAGAUUGGGUAUCACAAUACACUAGAGUGUUAGAAAAAUUAAAUGGUUGCAAGGUUAUUCAACAAGGAUCAUCAGAUAAUAAUAAUAAUAAUAUUACAUGUGAAUUGACAAUUGGUGGUAUUGGGGGAUUAUCAACUAUUAUUUAUCAAGUUUUAUUAAAAUUUACAAAUGAAACCAAUAGUAAUAAUAAUAAUAAUAAUAAUAAUGGAAAUUUAAUUGGGAUUCAAUUAAAACCUCAACCAUGUAAAGAAUUGGUUGAAUAUUUAGAUGAAUUGGUUCAAGAUUAUACUCAAAAUAAUAAUAGUAAUAAUAAUAAUAAUAAUAAUAAUAAUGAUCAACAAAAACAAAAACAAAAAGAAAAAGAAUUUGGUGAAUUAUUACAAGAGAUUUCAUUUACACUUAAUAAUUAUCAUCGUCGUGAUAGGGAAAUUGAAGUGGCAACUUUGAAAUUACAAAUUACUAGAAAGGAUAGUAUGCACACUCUUUUACAUACCGAUUUUCCAUCAAGACAUUCAUGUUCUGUACAAAUGGAUAUUGAUUAUCCACUUCAUCCAAAUUCUUUGGUUCAAUUAUUAUCAGUUCAUAAAAAUGGUCAAGAAAUUCCAAUUUCAAAAUUACCAAAUAUUCAAUCAAGUUCAAAUAAUCUUGGACAAUAUUUAUCAUAUUUAUCAAAUCAAUUAAAUCAUUGA
Cavenderia fasciculata is the source of this 1353-nucleotide messenger RNA. RefSeq lists its product as uncharacterized. The record is from RefSeq and is a predicted model, not a curated record. Bases 1 to 1353 code for a protein of 450 amino acids. NCBI's taxonomy places the organism in Eukaryota, Evosea, Eumycetozoa, Acytosteliales, Cavenderiaceae. The transcript has 6 exons.